Molecule: messenger RNA, 2514 nt
Organism: Homarus americanus (American lobster)
Lineage: Eukaryota; Metazoa; Arthropoda; Malacostraca; Decapoda; Nephropidae
Product: nucleolar protein dao-5-like
Exons: 2
Coding region: 1-2514 (837 amino acids)
Source: RefSeq, a predicted model, not a curated record
AUGCCGCCACUACUGCUAGUGCCGGUGCUACUAAAAGCCGCCACUACUGCUUGCCAGCUACUCAGUGCCGCCACUACUGCUAGUGCCGCCACUACUGCAAAUGCCGUCUGUAGUGCCCCCCACUCUGCAAGUCCGGUGCUACUGCUAGCCCCAGACACAAGGAAGCCUCGACCAGCCAGACACAAGGAAGCCUCGACCAGCCAGACACAAGGAAGCCUCGACCAGCCAGACACAAGGAAGCCUCGACCAGCCAGACACAAGGAAGCCUCGACCAGCCAGACACAAAGGAAGCCUCGACCAGCCAGACACAAGGAAGCCUCGACCAGCCAGACACAAGGAAGCCUCGACCAGCCAGACACAAGGAGCCUCGACCAGCCAGACACAAAGGAAGCCUCGACCAGCCAGACACAAAGCCUCGACCAGCCAGACACAAAGGAAGCCUCGACCAGCCAGACACAAGGAAGCCUCGACCAGCCAGACACAAGGAAGCCUCGACCAGCCAGACACAAGGAAGCCUCGACCAGCCAGACACAAAGGAAGCCUCGACCAGCCAGACACAGGAAGCCUCGACCAGCCAGACACAAGGAAGCCUCGACCAGCCAGACACAAGGAAGCCUCGACCAGCCAGACACAAAGGAAGCCUCGACCAGCCAGACACAAAAGAAGCCUCGACCAGCCAGACACAAGGAAGCCUCGACCAGCCAGACACAAGGAAGCCUCGACCAGCCAGACACAAGGAAGCCUCGACCAGCCAGACACAAGGAAGCCUCGACCAGCCAGACACAAGGAAGCCUCGACCAGCCAGACACAAGGAAGCCUCGACCAGCCAGACACAGGAAGCCUCGACCAGCCAGACACAAGGAAGCCUCGACCAGCCAGACACAAGGAAGCCUCGACCAGCCAGACACAAGGAACUCGACCAGCCAGACACAAGGAAGCCUCGACCAGCCAGACACAAAGGCCUCGACCAGCCAGACACAAGGAAGCCUCGACCAGCCAGACACAAAGCCUCGACCAGCCAGACACAAGGCCUCGACCAGCCAGACACAAAGGAAGCCUCGACCAGCCAGACACAAGGAAGCCUCGACCAGCCAGACACAAGGAAGCCUCGACCAGCCAGACACAAAGGAAGCCUCGACCAGCCAGACACAAAGGAAGCCUCGACCAGCCAGACACAAAGGAAGCCUCGACCAGCCAGACACAAAGAAAGGAAGCCUCGACCAGCCAGACACAAGGAAGCCUCGACCAGCCAGACACAAGGAAGCCUCGACCAGCCAGACACAAGGAAGCCUCGACCAGCCAGACACAAAGGAAGCCUCGACCAGCCAGACACAAAGGAAGCCUCGACCAGCCAGACACAAGGAAGCCUCGACCAGCCAGACACAAGGAAGCCUCGACCAGCCAGACACAAGGAAGCCUCGACCAGCAGACACAAAGGAAGCCUCGACCAGCCAGACACACAAAGGAAGCCUCGACCAGCCAGACACAAGGAAGCCUCGACCAGCCAGACACAAGGAAGCCUCGACCAGCCAGACACAAGGAAGCCUCGACCAGCCAGACACAAGGAAGCCUCGACCAGCCAGACACAAAGGAAGCCUCGACCAGCCAGACACAAGGAAGCCUCGACCAGCCAGACGAAGCCUCGACCAGCCAGACACAAAGGAAGCCUCGACCAGCCAGACACAAGGAAGCCUCGACCAGCCAGACACAAGGAAGCCUCGACCAGCCAGACACAAGGAAGCCUCGACCAGCCAGACACAAGGAAGCCUCGACCAGCCAGACACAAGGAAGCCUCGACCAGCCAGACACAAGGAAGCCUCUGACCAGCCAGACACAAGGAAGCCUCGACCAGCCAGACACAAGGAAGCCUCGACCAGCCAGACACAAGGAAGCCUCGACCAGCCAGAGACACAAGGAAGCCUCGACCAGCCAGACACAAGGAAGCCCCGACCAGCCAGACACAAAGGAAGCCUCGACCAGCCAGACACAAGGAAGCCUCGACCAGCCAGAGACACAAGGAAGCCUCGACCAGCCAGACACAAGGAAGCCUCGACCAGCCAGACACAAGGAAGCCUCGACCAGCCAGACACAAGGAAGCUCGACCAGCCAGACACAAGGAAGCCCCUGACCAGCCAGACACAAGGAAGCCUCGACCAGCCAGAGACACAAGGAAGCCUCGACCAGCCAGACACAAGGAAGCCUCGACCAGCCAGACACAAGGAAGCCUCGACCAGCCAGACACAAGAAGCCUCGACCAGCCAGACACAAGGAAGCCUCGACCAGCCAGACACAAAAGGAAGCCUCGACCAGCCAGAGACACAGGAAGCCUCGACCAGCCAGACACAAGGAAGCCUCGACCAGCCAGACACAAGGAAGCCUCGACCAGCCAGACACAAGGAAGCCCUGACCAGCCAAAUUCAAGGAAGCCUCGACCUGCCACAUGUUAGUGAUAAUUUAAACACGCUGUCUCCUGAAAUAUUGGCAGCCUCGGAGUUCAAGGUUUGCCAUUCGUGA